Molecule: messenger RNA, 819 nt
Organism: Anoplopoma fimbria (sablefish)
Lineage: Eukaryota; Metazoa; Chordata; Actinopteri; Perciformes; Anoplopomatidae
Product: type-2 ice-structuring protein-like
Exons: 7
Coding region: 1-819 (272 amino acids)
Molecular function (GO): signaling receptor activity
Source: RefSeq, a predicted model, not a curated record
AUGUCGGGGGGCAGAAACGGCUGUCCGUCCGGCUGGUCCCAAUAUGGAUCCAGAUGUUUCAUCUUCAUGCACAGAGAGAUGCCCUGGAUAGACGCAGAGAAAUACUGUGUGCGCAACGGUGCCAACCUUGCCUCCGUCCACACUGCACAAGAGUACCGAUUCAUCCAGGACGUGGUGAAGAUGGCCACGGGUGGAUUUCGCCAAACCUGGAUUGGUGGCACUGAUGCGAUUGAGGACCGGACCUGGUUCUGGAGUGAUGGAUCAGGGCUUCAUUUCCAGCUUUGGGGCAUAGGAGAGCCCAACAAUUUAAACGGCAAUGAGAGGUGCCUUGAAAUCAACCGCUCAGACAGCACAGGAUUGAAGGAGCUGCAAACUGAGAAGGAAGUCGGAGAAGAGAUUCUGGAUGAUGUCUACAGGAGCAGCUGUCCACCCGGAUGGUCCAAGUAUGGAUCCAGAUGUUUCAUCUUCAUAAACAGAGCGAUGCCCUGGGUGAAUGCAGAGAAAUAUUGUACGGGUAAUGGUGGCAACCUCGCGUCCGUCCACAACCGAGGAGAGUACCAGUUCAUCCAGGAGGUCGUGAGGGGGGGCACAGGUCGGUUUCCUCAAGCCUGGAUCGGCGGCAAUGAUGCUGUUAAGAACUAUGUUUGGCUCUGGAGCGACGGCUCAGGGUUUCAUUUCCAGGACUGGGCCAUAGCCCAGCCUGACAACAAUCAGAACAACGAGAAAUGUGUUGCAAUGAACCAAGCAGAUGAACUCCUCUGGGGGGAUGUGAGAUGUGAGCUGAGCCUUCCCUUCGUCUGCGGAACAAGACCACUUUAA